CUGUGCGAAAACAAUUCUUUUACAAAUUAAGCUGUGUUUACAUGCAUAAAUAAGUAAUCCGCAUAGUGGUUCGAAAUAUAUAUAAUGGUAGACAUGAGACUAAUUAUAAUCCUAAACAUGAACUCUUCAACGGAUUAUAUAAUGAAUUACAUCCUUCUUCGCUUUACUUUGUCCGGAUUAUCUUGGGUUGGUUUGGCUUGUACGAAGGAGUUCAUGGAAUUUCAUCUCAUACAAAUAUAAAACGAAACCCUCUCAUAAAUAUCUAUGUAUACAUGGAUUAUGUAUUCGUCAUCGUCAUCUGCUAAAAUUAGUCAACGUAGAAGUUGCUAAUUAGUCUUUAAUAAUUCAUAUCAUAUCUGAGCUUUUGUUGUACAAAGUCAUGACCAUAUUUUCUCAUUAUUAUGUUCUCUGCAUUUUUAGCCACUCGAGUUUCCACUAUAUUCGUACAAAAUUGGAGUUGAGGCAUCAGAGUGUACAAAAGCCAAACUGUGCGUCAUCCAACUCUUAAAAUCCUUAUUUUGUUAAUUAUGGUAAUACCUGUCGUCAUCAUCAUUUCUGUAUUUGCUUCUAAUCGGGGUUACCAAGAACGUUGCAGCCCAAUCUUACUGACCACAAUGAGACGCAUUCGAGGUUCUGUUGACCUUCGCAAUCUGAGCAAAGAAUCCCUUCCUCACCAAUUGCGAUCCGACCACGAAAAGUAUGCCAGGAUUUGGGACAACCUGGAAUUGACGUGGAGAGGUGACACCGACUCGUCGACGGACUCUGUCAUCAUCGCCACAAAUGUAGCCAUCACAUCUCAGGAAAGCAACAAAACAUGUUCUGAAACUGAUUUCCUCGCUCCCUGCGCCACGGAUGCCGACUGCACCGAAUACGAGAUUCUACCCAAAGGGCAUGGUCCCCUGACGGGAAGGUGUGUGAUUUCCGACGAUGACCCCACUCGAAGGUCGUGCGAGAUCAAAGGUUGGUGUCCAGUUGAGAAAUACCCAGGACAAGUCCCCAUUUUGCAAGAUGCAGGAAAUCUCUCAUUAUUCCUCCAAGCCAUUGUAAAAUUUGAUUUGAAUGGAGACACUUUUUAUACGAGAAAUGUUCGAUCUGUCCAACAUGCUAAAAUUUUGAGUGACGAAGAUCUCAAAUCUUGCCUGUAUCAGAAUAAUGAUUCCAAAUUCCGAUAUUGUCCGAGAUUUCUCGUUAGGGAUGUGGUCAGAUUUUCAGGGACUGAUUACGAAAAUGACGCUAUAAUAUACGGUGGAAUCUUUACCAUCAACAUGGAAUGGAACUGCGAUUUUGCAAAAUACUCGGAAACGGAAUGCAUUCCAAAGUAUUCGUUCAAAAGGUUGGACACGAGAACUGAGUACGAAACAGUGGAGCCUUCGAGUGUGCAUGGAAUUACAAACGGUUUCAGAGCGGUAUCUCAUGACGGCCUGGUUCGUCGCACAGUUGUGAUGACAAACGGAAUAAGAAUAGUGUUUACAGUGACUGGUCAAGGUUUUAGAUUCAAUUGGUGGGUCACGUUCGUGGGCAUUGGGUCACAAUUGGAGAUCUUGAGCGUGCUGUACUCAAUUGUCCCAAUUGCUAUUCUAUGGAUUUUUUAUAAACGUCACAGUACGGGAUUAGGCUGCAAUAAAGCAUGUGCUUGCGUCUUUGCUGAUGUGAGAUUUACGGACGAGGAUAUGCAUGAAAUAAAAAUAGCAUUGCAAGGAAAAGAUGCAAUACCAAAACGCUCAACUAUCAGUCCUCAUUUUCAAAGUAACAACGGUCAAGUAGUUAAUGAAAAUGGAGGGUGCAGUGUUUCUCAAAUUUCAGAGCCAAAUGUGCCUCGAACAACAAUUCCAUUUGAAACAUUUGACACAAUACAUUUGUAACAAUGCAUUAGCAAAUAAGACAACAAUCAGAUAUUAUGUAUAUAAUUGUGAACUUAAUUUUUUACGUGUAAAUAUUCAGUAAAUAUGUAUGAGAAAAAC
Molecule: messenger RNA, 1961 nt
Organism: Folsomia candida
Lineage: Eukaryota; Metazoa; Arthropoda; Collembola; Entomobryomorpha; Isotomidae
Product: P2X purinoceptor 4
Exons: 8
Coding region: 528-1862 (444 amino acids)
Cellular component (GO): nuclear inner membrane
Molecular function (GO): extracellularly ATP-gated monoatomic cation channel activity
Source: RefSeq, a predicted model, not a curated record